Molecule: messenger RNA, 2486 nt
Organism: Aphis gossypii (cotton aphid)
Lineage: Eukaryota; Metazoa; Arthropoda; Insecta; Hemiptera; Aphididae
Exons: 10
Coding region: 823-2247 (474 amino acids)
Source: RefSeq, a predicted model, not a curated record
AUUAAAAUUGAUUAUAGAACAAUGUAAGUACAAUAAAAUGUAAGAAUGAAAUUAAUAUAAAAAAAACAUGAAGUAUAUAUACUUAUAUACCUAUACGGCUUGCAGUAUUAAUAUAAAUUUUGAAUGUGGCCAGCAAGUUGAAAAAGGUUGGGCAUGCUUAGUUCAUAUAACAUAAAUGUGUGUAUAUUCUUACUGUACCUAUAGUCUAUAGGCUUGACACACUAGGCAGUGUACAUAACAAUAAAAUAAUUAAAAUAAAUCAUGGAAAACAUUAUACAUUGAUUAUUUUACAUAUGGAUGGAAUAAGUUAUGAUCAUACAUUUAAUUAUGCUAUAUGCCUAUAUACAUUAUAUUAUAUAAUUUAUAUAGUUUUACGUCGUAAUAUAAAGUAUUGUACACAGACGUGAUAUUAUAUUAUAUAUAUCUAUAACCAUGUAUUAUAUAAUAGUAUUAUUGAGAUUACUGAUUGAUCCGUGGCCACGGACUUAAUAUAAUGUCUAGAAACGUACAGGCGAGGGGAUGGCGGGGAGCUUGCUGAUUUCACACCUUUUCAGUGAUUUGGCUUAUUGGCUAUUGUUUUCAACGCAUCUAUGUUUACUCCGUGUCUCCGUGGUGCUUCGCAGUUUUUCACGUAACAACGUAUUAUAAUUUAGAAUAUUACUGGACGUUAUUAUUUCAUUUAUGGAUUUUCCUCGUGAUCGAUCCUUUUGUUUUAUGUGAAGUGUCGACUUUCCAUUUGCAGCGUAUCCUGUUCGUUCGCUAUUAUACGUUUCGUUAUUACAAAUUUACACUUUUCAAAUAUCAUAUUAUCAACAUUACAUUAUGUCUGAUUCAGAUAGUUCCGACUCCAAUGAAAUAGUCGGUAUUGAAGCUUCCGAAAUCAAAAAUUAUGUAAUUGUUGAGUUUCAUGAUGGUUUACAACUUAUACCACGAAAUUGGAUCGCAGUAGAUAAGUCUAUAGCUUAUUUUCCGGAUAUAACAAAAAUUAAUUCUAAACAGUUUGAUAAAUUGGUGUUAAAUACAGAACAACCGCAUUCUUCUUGGGAAACUUUUGAAAUAAAAAAAAUAUGGGCAUCAUCAGAUGACUUUAUAAGAGGUAAACAAAAAUUGAGAAUAGCUCUUACUCUCUCUGAAACGGAAGAUAUUAAUUCGGAUAGAGAUGAACUGAUUUCUAAACACAAAAGAAGAUUAUUAGCUGCAAAAAAACCAAAGCAUACUCGUAAAAUAACAAUUGACAAAAAGAAACAAACACCAAAAAAAUACACUACAUCAUCCAUUCCUCCUCUGCCAAAACCUUUUUUUAAUCAAUCUGGAAAUAAAUCACCUUAUCAAUCGCCUUCUAAAAAUUCAACUCUUAUUGAUCAAAAUGCUCUAGAUGACUUGAACUUUAAGUAUCACGAACCUUCAAAUCCAGUUAUAAAAAUACAAUCAAAUAUAGAAAUUUCGCCAUUAAAAUUAUGCAAUAAUCAUCGUCAAAUGAGACAACUACAAAAUGAUAGUGUUAAAAAUACUGGUUAUCAGUUUUCUCAAGGACCAUUGGAAGGAAUGGAUAUGAGCAGUUCUCCAUUAUUUAUGUCAUCUUCGUCUAAAGUUAAGCCUGUUUCAAAUUCAACACCUAAAUUCAAACCCAAUAACUCUGGAGUUAUAAGAGAACUUUUUAUAGACUCUCCAAUUACAACACCUAAAAAGAUUACCAGUAAUAGAAAAAACUCAAAUUUUACAAUAUCUACACUGAUUGAACUAAAUGUAAAAUUGAACAAAGUAAUUUUAAACCAGGCAAGACAACAACAAAUGCUUGAAAAAAUAUGCAAACAACUUAAACCUAAUAACGAUGAAAGCAUGUGUGAUGAUGAUGAUGUUAUUUUGGAAGGAUUUCCAAUUGAUAGUUUAGCUAGAUUAAAUGAAGUUAAUAUGACUCUUAAGACUGAUAAAUCAUAUUUAAAAAAAUUGAUCAAAAAGCUUAGACAAUUUCAUGGUCCGAGCGUAUCGUUAGUCACUAAAUCUAUUAUGAAUCUACUUUUUACAAAUCAUUUUGGAUGUAAAAUGUCUUUGACUGGCCGGGGUGCACUAAAUAAAAAAGAUAAAGAACCUCUUAAAACUACAUUGCUAUUUAAAAUUAUAUCUGGAGUUAUUUUAAAAAAUGUCAAAGGAGCAAGUGUAACAUCUAUUAAUAAAGCUGUAACAGGUUGGCUCAAACAUGCCAAGGAACGUUAUGAAAGACACAUCAAACAAAAUUCUGAUCCCUAACCUUUGACAAAUAAGAUGUUUGAUUACUUUUUAUCUUUCUAAAUAAUAUGUAAUAAUUUAUAUUUUUCAAUAUUGUUAUAUUUAAAUAUCGUAUUUAAUUUUUAUAUUUAUUUUGUAUUCAAGACAGAAUUAGUUAUUUUUUAUAUUAGGCAUUUAAAAUAUAUUAUCAUGUUUAAUUUUUCAUUACUUUUAAGAAGUAAUUUAAAUGUUUUUAUUUUGUUAUAUUUAAAUACUGUACU